Wallemia ichthyophaga EXF-994 is the source of this 1089-nucleotide messenger RNA. RefSeq lists its product as uncharacterized. Lineage: Eukaryota; Fungi; Basidiomycota; Wallemiomycetes; Wallemiales; Wallemiaceae. The record is from RefSeq and is a predicted model, not a curated record. The transcript has a single exon. The coding region runs from base 1 to 1089 and encodes 362 amino acids.
AUGUCACCAGAUAAGCCAACACUCAGUAUCAAACUGCACAACCAUACCAACGUAAUUACCCUGUGCCCAUCUACAGACAAUGUUCGGGUUAGUGGCCAAGUGGAGCUCAAUCUACCAACAAAGCAAAGUGUGAAAUUUAUUAAAAUUAAGAUGAAGAAUGCCGAAGAGAUUGUCAAGUACGCAAAACGUGAUGAGAAGAUGUUCAUGCACGAGGUUGUCACCUUUAAGCAGAACGAGAGUUUGGAUCAAGGUCUGCACAAGUACGAUUUUGAUUUCCACGUGUCCAAAUCACAGCCGUGCUUCGCUGCUGGUGAUGUGGCCGCUUAUAUCGAAGCCAAGGUGGAAUUCGACGAGAUUCUCGCGCAUCCAUUGAUUGCCAACAUGUUCAUUAUACUGGUUGGCAGUCCAAGUGAUAGCCAGCAAAUUUCACUCGAGCACAUCCACCAGGACUUUGUCGAAGAUGUCGGAUCGUUUGAAGUGUCAUUCAAAUCAAAACACCUUACGACCCAAGGUUUCAUCGACAUCGGCCUUUAUCUCCCAUCUGCAGCGCCAGGAUUAGAGAUUAAGGGUGUUAAAGUCAAGUUUGAACAACACACAGUCAUUCAAAACAAAGACAAGGUAAUAUCGACACCACCUGUCGAUAAGGAAGUACUAUUACUUGAAGGAAGUCGUGACAGCACACUUAUCAGAGCAAAUUCAGAGCAAGAUGCGAUUACCGGUCAUUGGAUAUUGCAAUUACCUUCCAACGACAAUAUCAAGCCAACCACAAUGGAAUUUUCACAUGGUAGAAUACAAAGAAAACACUAUUUGGAGUUUAACAUCAUGUUCAAGAAGGACACACUUCGAUUGGCAGCCGUCAGAGUGCCAUUGACUAUUACGCAGCGCACCUUAUCGACUGCUGCGCAGGUGCCGUCAGAUUACGGCCAAUAUUCCAACCCUAUUCCGACAAAGCGAUUCUGGGAGCUUCCACAUUCGCACCUCUUCUCUCAUUGUCCAGCUGAUACCACUGAAGACGAUCUUAAGAGUGCUGCUGUAGGAAACGCAAUCGGAGCUCCUCAAGGAUUGUCGCUCUCAGCUUUGAGGAAGUAA